AUGAAGAAAAGCAGAGGUCGAACAGGCCGAAAGAGGAGAAGAAAGCACUUGCAGAGUUUUAUGGAUGGAGCCAACUGCAGUCACAGACUGGAAUACAUUAAACUUAAGAAGUGGCUCAAAGACAGAGGAUUUGGAGACAGCAGUUUAAGGCCUGCAGAGUUCUGGGAGACAGGAAGAGGAUUGAUGACAACAAAAGCUCUUCAGACAGGAGAUCUGAUUAUUUCAUUGCCUGAGAAAUGCUUACUCACCACGGGCACCGUCCUGAGCAGCUGCUUGGGGGAGUACGUUGUGAAGUGGAAGCCUCCUGUGUCUCCUUUGAUGGCACUGUGCACAUUUUUGAUAGCAGAGAAGCAUUUUGGGGAGAAAUCCCCGUGGAAACCCUACCUGGAUGUUUUACCCAAGACUUACACCUGCCCUGUGUGUUUGGAGCGUGAUGUGGUAAACCUCCUGCCAGAACCUCUCAGAAAGAAAGCUCAGGAGCAGAGAACAACAGUGCAAGAGUUGUUUGAGUCUUCCAAAGCCUUUUUCUCUUCCCUGCAGCCUUUGUUUGCUGAGGACACAGGGACUGUUUUUACCUACAGUGCCUUAGAGUGGGCUUGGUGCACUGUGAACACCAGGACAAUCUACAUGAAGCACUCACAGAGGGAAUGUUUUUCCCUUGAGCCAGAUGUUUAUGCUCUGGCACCAUAUUUGGAUCUGCUAAACCACAGUCCAAAUGUUCAGGUCAAGGCUGCAUUUAAUGAGCAAACAAGGAGCUAUGAAAUUUGGACUAAUUCCCAGUGCAAGAAGUAUGAAGAAGUAUUUAUCUGCUAUGGACCUCAUGAUAACCAGAGACUACUGCUGGAAUAUGGAUUUGUGGCCAUGGAUAACCCCCACAGCAGUGUUUAUGUCUCAUCAGAUACUCUCCUCAAAUAUUUGCCACCACUGGACAAGCAGAGAAAGGCCAAACUUGCUAUCCUGAAGGAUCAUGAUUUCCUUGAAAACCUGACCUUUGGCUGGGAUGGACCCUCUUGGAGACUCCUCACAGCCCUCAAGCUCUUAAGUCUUGGAGCAGAUGAAUUUGCUUGCUGGAGGAGGACACUGCUUGGUGAGGUCAUCUCAGCCAGAAAUGAACAGCAGACAUGGAAUAUAGUAGGGAAAAUAUGUCAUUUUCUACUAGAGGAGACCCAACAUGUCCUUCUCCAGAUUUCCCAGUUGAAAAGGACCAAAGAGAGCCUCAAACCCCACUUGGCUUUGGUGGAAAAGCUCCACUUGGAAGACCUGAAGAUACUUCAAAAAUCAGCUGAGAUUCUCUGCAACUUAAAUAUGGCAACAAGUUGA
This is a messenger RNA of Acanthisitta chloris (rifleman), 1320 nucleotides long. It is a transcript of the gene SETD4, whose product is annotated as SET domain containing 4. The transcript is spliced from 10 exons. The coding region runs from base 1 to 1320 and encodes 439 amino acids. The record is from RefSeq and is a predicted model, not a curated record. Gene Ontology annotation, molecular function: protein binding; histone H3K36 methyltransferase activity; histone H3K4 methyltransferase activity. Gene Ontology annotation, biological process: peptidyl-lysine dimethylation; positive regulation of transcription by RNA polymerase II; peptidyl-lysine monomethylation. NCBI's taxonomy places the organism in Eukaryota, Metazoa, Chordata, Aves, Passeriformes, Acanthisittidae.